AUGAAGGACAUGCCACUCAAAAUUCAUUUUCUACUUGGCCUAGCUAUCACUGCAUUUGUACAAGCUGUAGAUAAAAAGGUAGACUGCCCUCAGUCAUGUACCUGUGAGAUCAGACCUUGGUUUACCCCAAGAUCCAUAUACAUGGAAGCUCCAACAGUGGACUGUAAUGAUUUAGGCCUUGUUAAUUUCCCAACGAGACUGCCUGCUGACACACAGGUUCUACUUCUACAGACAAACAACAUUGCAAAAAUUGAACACUCAGUAGACUUCCCAGUGAACCUUACUGGUCUUGAUUUAUCUCAAAACAAUUUAUCCUCAGUGAUCAGUAUUAACCUUAGAAAGAUGCCACAGCUUCUUUCGGUGUACCUUGAGGAAAACAAACUUACUGAGCUGCCUGAAGAAUGUCUGUCUGGACUGAACAAUUUACAAGAACUCUACAUUAAUCACAACUUGCUUUCCACAAUUGCAUCAGGAGCUUUUAUAGGCCUUAAUAAUCUUCUCAGACUUCAUCUCAAUUCAAAUAGCCUACAGAUGAUCAACAGUAAGUGGUUUGAAGCUAUUCCUAACCUUGAGAUUCUCAUGAUUGGAGAAAAUCCGAUCAUCAAAAUUGAAGAAAUGAACUUUAAGCCUCUUAUCAAUCUGCGCAGCCUGGUUUUAGCAGGCAUAAAUCUCACUCAAAUACCUGAUAAUGCUUUGGUUGGCCUUGACAAUUUAGAAAGCAUCUCAUUUUAUGACAAUAGAUUUGUUAAAGUGCCCCAUGUUGCUCUUCAAAAGGUUACAAAUCUCAAAUUUUUGGAUCUAAAUAAGAAUCCUAUUAACAGAAUACGAAGAGGAGAUUUUAGCAAUAUGCUGCACCUAAAAGAAUUGGGAAUUAAUAACAUGCCUGAACUAAUUUCUAUAGAUAGUCUUGCUGUUGACAACUUGCCAGAUUUAAGAAAAAUAGAAGCUACCAAUAACCCCAGAUUAUCAUACAUCCAUCCAAAUGCUUUCCAUAAACUUCCCAAGCUAGAAUCACUCAUGCUCAAUAGUAAUGCACUUAGUGCCCUGUACCGUAAUACAAUAGACUCUUUACCUAACCUCAAGGAAGUCAGUAUACACAGCAAUCCAAUCAGAUGUGACUGUGUCAUCCGCUGGAUUAACAUGAAUAAAACCAACAUUCGAUUCAUGGAGCCAGAUUCAUUAUUUUGUGUGGAUCCUCCAGAAUUUCAAGGCCAGAACGUGAGGCAGGUACACUUUAGGGAAAUGAUGGAAAUCUGCCUCCCACUGAUAGCGCCUGAAAGUUUUCCCUCAACUCUGGAUUUAGAAACUGGCAGCUAUGUUUCCUUACACUGCAGAGCAACAGCAGAACCAGAACCUGAAAUAUACUGGAUAACACCAUCAGGUCACAAACUUUUGCCUAAUACGGUUAUUGAUAAAUACUUUGUCCAUUCUGAAGGAACAUUAGACAUAAGUGAUGUUACACAAAAAGAAAGUGGACUAUAUACAUGCAUAGCAACUAACCUAGUUGGAGCAGAUUUAAAAUCAGUUAUGAUUAAAGUGGAUGGUUCCUUCCCCCAAGACAGCAAUGGAUCUUUGAAUAUUAAAAUAAAAGAAGUGCAAUCUAAUUCGAUUCUGGUGUCUUGGAAAGCAAGAUCUAAAAUUCUGAAAUCCAGCAUUAGAUGGACUGCAUUUCAGAAGACCGAAAACUCUCAGGCUGCACAGAGUGUUCGAAUUCCAUCUGAUAUAAAGGUAUAUAAUCUUACUCAUCUAAAUCCGUCAACUGAAUAUGAAAUUUGUAUAGACAUUCCCACCAUCUACCAGCAGAAUAAAAAACAAUGUGUCAAUGUCACCACAAAAGGAUUGGACCUUGCAGUGAAAGAUUAUGAAAAGACCAACAUAAUAGAAUUCCUUGCCUGCCUUGGAGUUCUCUUGGGAGUCAUCUGUGUGAUAUAUCUCUACAGUUGCAUCUCACAAGAAAUUAACUGCGAUGCAGGACACAGCUAUUUAAGGAAUUACCUGAAGAAACAAUCCUUUUCACUCAAUGAGCUUUAUCCUCCUCUUAUCAGUCUUUGGGACACCGGCAAAGAGAAAAGCACAUCACUGGAAGUAAAAGCAACUGUGAUAGGAGUACCAACGAAUAUGUCAUGA
Emys orbicularis (European pond turtle) is the source of this 2127-nucleotide messenger RNA. It is a transcript of the gene LRRN3, whose product is annotated as leucine rich repeat neuronal 3. Bases 1 to 2127 code for a protein of 708 amino acids. The record is from RefSeq and is a predicted model, not a curated record. The transcript has a single exon. Gene Ontology annotation, molecular function: protein binding. Lineage: Eukaryota; Metazoa; Chordata; Testudines; Emydidae. Gene Ontology annotation, cellular component: extracellular matrix.